Molecule: messenger RNA, 2894 nt
Organism: Columba livia (rock pigeon)
Lineage: Eukaryota; Metazoa; Chordata; Aves; Columbiformes; Columbidae
Gene: BANK1
Product: B cell scaffold protein with ankyrin repeats 1
Exons: 17
Coding region: 1-2382 (793 amino acids)
Biological process (GO): negative regulation of phosphatidylinositol 3-kinase/protein kinase B signal transduction; B cell activation; negative regulation of B cell activation
Molecular function (GO): protein tyrosine kinase binding; signaling receptor binding
Source: RefSeq, a predicted model, not a curated record
AUGGCCGGAAGGAACUGGGAGCGGCCCCACGCUUCCGGACCGGCGGCGGCGACUUCACCAGCCGGGACAGCGCCUUCUGUUCCCAGGGAGAGAGCGAGCGGACGCGGCGGCGGCGCCAUCGUGCGCCCGGCAGAAAAUAUGAAGGAUAUUCUUGUGAUAUAUGAACAAGAUGCGGAAGAGUGGGCUCUGUAUUUAAAGUCUCUUUUUGGACACAUUGUGAAUGAAGGAGGAAUCUUGCUCUACAAUCUAGAGACUUCAUCUUUCAAGCACCAGGAGCUGUUGUCUCUACCCUGUUACAAAUGUAAACUCCUGAUACUAUCAUGUGGACUUCUUAACUGCCUGAAUCAAAAAAGAAGUUAUUUUCUAGAGAAAGUUCUAAAACCUCCAGAUGAUGUGGUGAUUCUACUUUGUGGGGUGGAGAACUCAGAUAUCCUUUAUGAGAUACUGACCUUAGAUGGAGGCAGCAAGGAGAUUUCUACUGAGCAGGAACCUGAAGAAUAUCUCUCUGUUGUUACUGGAAUUAUUCAAUCAGAUAAGCAACAGAGCGCAAAUCCUGGAGACUCUUUGUCUUACAUCUAUGAAGCAGUUCUUCCAGAUGAUCACCAGAGUAGCUCCAACGUUACCUUGUCAGAUGUUGAGGGAGCAUCAGAAAAAAUAGACCUCAGUGUUAAAACAGAGAUACUUUCAGAAGCAUUAGAAACUAAUGAACAGUCGAUAUUGGUGCUUCCAGGAAGAAUACCAUGUGAGAAUCCUGGUGAAAUAUUCAUUUUGUUGAAAGAUGAAAUAGAUGAUGAAACUUUAGAAAUUGAAUUCAUAGCAGAUAAUCAACGAAUUAGGACACAGCCAGCCUCUUGGAAUAAGAAGGUCAAGUACGUGAAAGCUUUAGAUUUUCCUGCUGGCCCUGUGUAUGUAAAUGUCUACUGUGGAGGAGUCAUUAUGAGCACAGCGCAGAUCGAGUACUAUACUGCACUAGAGGAGAUUGAGCACAUUUUUAAGAAAGUGGCUGACCCAAUAGCUUUCACUUGUCAGGCUUUUAAAUUUUCUUCUGUAGAGAAGCUGGACAAUGUUCUUACUUUGUUAUUGAAAAGCAAAAUAUCUACUUACCAAUUCAGUCCAUUCCAAAGUGAAGAAGAGCACCAUCAACAAGCUAAUAGUCAUUUGGAAGAAUUUCCUACUCUCCUUCACUGUGCAGCCAGAUUUGGAUUAAAGAACCUUGCAACAUUUCUGCUCAGUUGUCCUGAGGCCACGUGGGCUUGCAAAAUAACAAACAAAUAUGGAGAUGAUCCAGCAAGUAUCGCUGAGAAGCACGGACACAGGGAACUAAGAAAAUUAAUCGCAGAAUUGUCAAUUAAUACAGCAGAUAAUUUUGCCAAUUGCAAGGAGGAAACAGAAGAUGAUGACACUUACGUGCUUAUGUUAGGCUCAGAAACUCAACCAGCCAUGACAUUAAAAGCCAAGCAGAACCCAGGAGAUCAGUAUGAAAUUGAAUCAAGAUGCCAACAAGAAGCUGAGGUGGAUGAGGAAAAGAAAGAUGAUGUAGAAGACAGCAGAAAGGAGACAGAACAUGAAGAUGAAGAAGAGCAAGAUUUAUACAGCUUUCACAACAGUCCUGACGGUUUGUAUGCCAGCAUACCUGAUGAUCUCCAAGAGAACAGAAGCAGCUUUUUCGGUAAAAGGCCACCCCCCCCUCCUCCUCGAAAUCUGCCCGGCAUCCUAAACCAGGACGAUCUCCACAGUUUAUCACAAGAGAAGAAUUUUGUGGAGGGCAGAAAUGAAAGAGAACAUGGUGAUGGACUCGUAAGAGCGUGCUGCAGAGAAGACCAAGAUACAUACAAGGCAGAGAGCAAAGAGGAACACCCGUACACUUUUGCAAAUCUGGAUGAAUCUGUGUACGAUUUCAUCCUGGCUGAGGAGAACGAAGAGAAAAGGAAAGAACGCGGGUCUUUCAUCCUGAACAGGCCGCCAGCCCCUGCCCCUCGUCCCGUAUGUUCACCGAUCAGAGAGGAGAACACUCCCUAUAUAGUACAAGUGUUUCAGCAGAAGGCCACUCGAGUGCCCGGCGAUGACAACAGGACCUAUUGCGAUGCCAGGAAGCCCGGUUCCGUAGCAGCACACAGAGGCCACGCGGACACAGUAACUGAUAGCACUGUGAAACACAGCAUCCCCGCUCAACAGGAGGAGCUCAUCCGCUUGCAGGAACAGGAAAAAGUGCAGCACCUUCGAGACAGCACUGCGGGAAACAGACUGGAAAAGGAAAACAUGAGUGUUCCUAAGGAAAUAAGACCAGAGAGCAUCAAUUUUAGAGACUUCUUGUUCCACAUGCCAUUUAAUAAAGCGUCUCCAACUAGGAACCCAGCAGACAAGGAACAGAUGCCUAAUUAGCUGAGUGCGAUUCUCAGCCAGCUCUGCAUCAGUUUCUUCGCUUGGCAUCCCGCGCGCCUCGGGGCUGCGACACGGCUGUGUCAGCAUCGCUGCGCUUCUGGGAUCUUGGAAUCUCUCACCUGGGCCAACCCAGGAACACGUCCAGCAUCGCUAAAGCAAGUUCGUAAGAGUUCUUGUCAAGUCAGCACUGACUUCUACAUUUUUUCUUUGCCAGUUUUUGUGGGGUUUUUUUAAGAUGACAGCUGGGGAUUUAUAUAAAGAUAUAUUGAUGCUUUGGGUAAUUACUUUAAAACUAAUUACAAUUUUUCCAGAAUGCUUAGUAGUUGUUUAAAAGUAGAUGUUAUUCACAAAAAAGAGAAAGAUUGUGAAAAGUUAUGAAGAUUAUGAAGUUAUAAUACGUAAAGUUCAGUUUUUACUUUUUGUUAAGACAUUUUUGUAUAGACUUCGUAUAUUAAUUUGUCUUUCCUAGCAAUAAUAAUUGUAUUCAAGUAAAGCUAAUUCUUAAAGUCAAA